This is a messenger RNA of Enterobius vermicularis (human pinworm), 342 nucleotides long. NCBI's taxonomy places the organism in Eukaryota, Metazoa, Nematoda, Chromadorea, Rhabditida, Oxyuridae. The record is from the annotation of a GenBank genome assembly.
CUGUUUCACGGCUCAGUAGAAAAUAAUAAAUGUAAGCAAUUUUCAGCACCAAAUCCAUGCACCAGACAAGAGCCGUUGAAGAAAGCUGACGGUGUACAGCUAUUUGAAACUGCUUUGUACAACGCAUGUUCGGCUCAUUUCAACUGUACUGAUCUGGAGGAUCUAGCAUUCCUCGACGCUGCGCAAAAUGGCAAAUGGAACUUCUUUGGAAACAAUGCAGCUAAACUUCGCGAAGUACAAGCCGACUUAAUGUCCAGAUUGAUGCACAUUCCUAAGGCAAAAGACGUGGUUCUUCCAGGCUGGGGUGGCACACUUGGCCAGUUCUUCACAUGCAAAUUUUAA